GCGUUGUUUGGACACAGCUGACCGUUUGUCUGCUAAAGGAAAAAAAAAAACAUAAACCAGGCUAGGCUAGCAGGACGGAUAGUUAUCGGCGCACAGAGCGGGAGUACAGUCCGUGUAAAGUCGGGAGGACAGCAGCGAGUCUUUCACUUCCAGCCAUGCAAACCAUGAGGGUCGUAGCCAGCUAACGGUAGCCCCGUCCCGGCUGGCAGGGACUGAUCUCGAUGGCGAAACCGAAGCGUCGGUAGAUAAAAAAGGCGACAUCAACAGGAACACGGUUAGCUUAGUUUCAAUGUUAUUGUCAAUUAAGAACCACACUCGGUCACAAUGUCUUGCUCUGGCAACCUGGUUUGGGAUGUAAACAGACGCUUAAUUGGAUACAGCGACCCUAACGCCAUCAGGACCAACUAUUUAGGUAGGAGAGAAUUUGUCCAGAGGCUUAAACUUGAAGCGACACUGAAUGUACAUGAUGGCUGCGUCAACACUAUAUCCUGGAACGACACAGGAGAAUACAUCCUGUCAGGGUCAGACGAUACCUUCCUGGCCAUUACAAACCCGUACAACAAAAAGGUCAAAAAGUCUAUACGUUCAGGUCAUCGUGCAAAUAUCUUCAGUGCUAAGUUCAUGCCUCACACCAACGAUCAGGAGAUCAUCUCCUGCUCCGGAGAUGGUAUCAUCUACUACACCCACACCGAGAAGAGUGCUGAGUACAACAGACAGUGUCAGUUCACCUGCCAUUAUGGAACAGCUUAUGAGAUUAUGACGGUACCAAAUGACCCCUACACCUUUCUGUCAUGUGGGGAGGACGGCACGGUGCGGUGGUUUGACCUGCGCAUGAAAACUAGCUGCACUAAAGAAGACUGCAAAGACGACAUCCUUAUAAACUGUCGGAGAGCAGCAACCUCCAUAUCCAUUUCUCCACUGGUGCCCUACUACCUGGCUGUGGGCUGCUCUGACAGCUCAGUGCGCAUCUAUGACAGACGCAUGCUGGGAACUAGAGCGACAGGUAACUACAUGGGCCGAGGGACGACGGGUAUGUGCGUCAGGUUCGUUCCCGCUCACCUGUCCAACAAGUCGUGCCGAGUGACAUCUCUCUGCUACAGCGAGGAUGGCCAGGAGGUUCUGGUCAGCUACUCCUCCGAUUACAUCUACCUGUUCGAUCCCAAAGAUGACCAGGCCCGAGAGCUAAAGGGCCCCUCUGAGGAGAGGAGGGAGGAGCUGAGGCAGCCUCCAGUGAAGCGCCUCCGUCUACGAGGCGACUGGUCGGACACUGGACCCCGAGCUCGUCCUGAGAGCGAGAGGGAAAGAGAUGGAGAACAGAGCCCGAACGUCUCUCUGAUGCAGAGGAUGUCGGACAUGUUGUCCCGUUGGUUUGAGGAGGCGAGCGAGGCUCAGGGCAGCAGAGGAACCCGACCUCAGACCCGACCCAGAGGAACAGCUGUCCGUCCAGAGGCGGCAUCGAGUACCUCAACUGCCCCUGCAAGAGACUCCAGACAGGAAUCUGGCGCCCCCAUGAGGCCCGCGGGGACAGACACCCUGGAAGUACCUGCCAGCUCUGCCGCUGCCGCUGCCGCCCCCACUUCCUCUUCCUCCUCAGGGUCGUCGUCGACAGUCACGGCACCUCCUGCUUCCAGCUCCUCGUCGGUAGAGAGUUCGGCCCCUUCCACCUCCUCGCCUGACUCAGAGCAGAGGAGUCAGGCCGACGCGGGCGGGACCCCCACGCCAACUGCCACCCCCAGCUCAGAGCCUGCACUCUCAGAGUACGGUCCUCAUCGGCUGCCCAUAAGUUUAGUGUGUAGGCGUUUGCAGAGGUUACUCCGGCUGGCCGACCCCCCAAGACAGGGUCAGAGAGCAACCACUUCUUCUUCCUCUGCAGCCUCUGAGAGACAGUCACAGAGAGCUGCCGCUGCCGCUGCCACCACUGAGACGCGACCCCGUACAGAUUCGCCCUCGUCUGUGGUAAACAAACAGCUGGGAUCCAUGACUCUCGAUGAACAGCAGGGAGGAGCUGCAGGUUCACCUCCUGAUGAAUCUGUGUCUGUACCAGCCAGCAGCAGCACCUCCUCCUCCACCUCCACAUCCACCUCCACCUCCACCACCGCUGGCACCAGUCGACCCAGUGCAGCAGAGCCAGUCCUCAGCCUGCACUACAGCUCAGAAGGAACCACCACCAGCACCAUCAAGCUGGACUUCACUGAUGAGUGGAGCAGUAGCACAUCCAGCUCUAUGGGCAGUGGAGGUCCCAAAGCAUCUGAGGCGGUGGCUUCACAGAGCAGAGAGAGUCUGUCCACAGAGAGCUCCACGUUAGAGCAAGUUCCCUCUGCGUCCUCGAAGCAGCAAAGCGGGCCGGCCGCCUGCACAGAGCCUCCAUGUGCCGCCUCCUCCUCCUCCUCCGCGUCACCUGGCAGCUCAUCAGCUCCAGCCCCGGCCGCAGCACAGGGCUCCUCCUCAUCACCGCCAGAGAGGAGUCAGCCUGAGGAGGACACGUCAGGGGGCUGCAGAAGGCAGGAGCCCACCACAGAGGAAGGGCAGGAGGGAGGAGAGGAGGGCCAGAGCCAGAGCCAGAGCCAGCCCGCACGCGCCAACCAGGACUCUGACGACAGCGACGACGAUCCCAUCCUCAUCCCGUCAACGCGCUUCAGAGGACAGGGACAGAGAUUUAAUUCCAGAGGAUCCGCAGUAGGAGAUAGAAUGAUCAGACGCUCGGCAGCGGCUCGUAUCCAGGAGCUUUUCCGCAGGAGGAAAGAAAGACGGGAGAUGGAGGAGAGCGAGACGCAGAAUAUCAGGAGACCCUCAGUUAAAAUGGUCUACAAGGGCCACCGCAACUCCAGGACGAUGAUAAAGGAAUCCUGUUUCUGGGGCAACAACUUUGUGAUGAGCGGUUCAGACUGCGGUCACAUCUUCAUCUGGGACAGACACACCGCAGAGCACCUCAUGCUGCUUGAAGCCGACAACCAUGUGGUCAACUGCCUGCAGCCGCACCCCUACGACCCCAUUCUGGCUUCUUCAGGGAUAGACUACGAUAUCAAGAUUUGGUCGCCACUGGAGGAGUCGCCAUCUUUCAACAGAGUCCUCGCUGAUGAGGUAAUCACUCGCAACGAGCUGAUGCUAGAGGAGACGAGGAACACAAUCACAGUCCCGGCUUCAUUCAUGCUGCGAAUGUUGGCCUCCCUUAAUCACAUCAGAUCAGAUCGACUAGAAGGUGAUCGCUCUGAAGGUUCAGGCCAGGAAAACGAGGACGAGCAGUAGACCGGUGGCGUUUUAUUUGAAAGAAAACACUAUUUCUUUUUGCUGUAUAGCACUUGAAAACCCGAGAUUUGUACAAGUACAGUGUAGAAUACUUCCUUUUGAAAAUUAGUGUAAUUUCUAGCUCCCCCUGUGUUUUUUUAAGAGACUUUCUUACUGAUGUUUCUGUAUGAGUUUAAACUACAUCUGUGUGAAUGCAAAGGCAAAGACGUCAGUAUAUAUUAAGUGUGAGAAUAAUGGCGGCUGGUGUGCAAGGAUGUUAAGUGCAAUAUUAUUUUGUAAGGGGAGAGUGAGCUUUGAUCAGUGUUAACGUGUGACAUUUUGAAUUUGUAGCACAAAGCUAAGAGAUGUUGACGUGCUGCUCCGGCAGUAACCAUGUAAACAAAGACUUUAAGUAAACCAUA
This is a messenger RNA of Thunnus maccoyii (southern bluefin tuna), 3647 nucleotides long. It is a transcript of the gene dcaf6, whose product is annotated as ddb1 and cul4 associated factor 6. NCBI's taxonomy places the organism in Eukaryota, Metazoa, Chordata, Actinopteri, Scombriformes, Scombridae. The record is from RefSeq and is a predicted model, not a curated record. Gene Ontology annotation, biological process: positive regulation of transcription by RNA polymerase II. Gene Ontology annotation, cellular component: Cul4-RING E3 ubiquitin ligase complex; cytoplasm. The transcript has 21 exons. Gene Ontology annotation, molecular function: protein binding. The coding region runs from base 325 to 3246 and encodes 973 amino acids.